AUGAAUAUUAGUUCAAGUAGUGAAUUUAGUGAGGAAGAUCCAUAUGCAGAUUCUGGGACUGACUAUGUUUUAUCGGAUUUCUCCAACUCUGAUGUUCCGGGUCCUAGUCGACGUCGAUCAAAGCAUUUUUUACGUGUAGGAAGUCAAAAAACCAUAGUAUGUAAAAAGGCAUUCUGUAUUUUGCAUGAAGUAUCAAAAAAUAGAGUGUCUCAGAUUGCCAAAAAUCUUACUCUGGGUAGUAUUAUGUCACCUUCCGAUAAUCUUGGGAAGCAGUCCAAUAGACCAAACAAAAUCAGUGAAUCAAUAAUACCGCAAAUCGGGGAACAUAUGCGGAGUUUUCCCAGAAGAAAAUCUCAUUAUAGUAGGAAACAUAAUCAGAAAAGGUACGUUUUAUCUCCUGAGUUCAAGAAUGUUGCAAAAAUGCAUCGCCUGUACCUUAAAAAAUAUGGGCCGGAAAAAUAUGUUCUAGAAGAUGGGAAAGAUUUAAAGGUGAUUAGGCUACUAGUUACAUAUGAUUUUUAUCACCGGCAAUUUAAUCUCAAUCAUAAUCUUAAUAUCGGUCAUCCCAGAUCAGAUGCUUACCAGAAAUGUGACCGCUUAAACAACACAAUUGCCGCAGUAGUCAGUGCAGAAACUAAAACCCUAUUGGAAACUGAAAAGCGUCUACACUUACUGAAGGCCGAAAUAUUUUAUACCAAAUGA
This is a messenger RNA of Diabrotica balteata, 702 nucleotides long. Lineage: Eukaryota; Metazoa; Arthropoda; Insecta; Coleoptera; Chrysomelidae. The record is from the annotation of a GenBank genome assembly.